AUGAGCUUCAGUGGAAAUGGCAACGCGACGAUCCGGUGCAAGUACUGCAGCGCGUGCCUGACCGUGAUCCCCGGCGAGCGCGCCAUCCAGUGCGCGCAAUGCAACUGCGUGACGCGCAUCCGGCGCGCCGACCGCAUCCCGGUGGCGCGGCCGGCGCACGUUCCCGCGGCGUUCCAGCGCGCCCGAGGCAAGAAGCGCGCCGUCCUGAUCGGCAUCACGUACGCCGGCAUGCGCCGGGGCUGCGGCGAGCUCAGGGGCCCCGUCAACGACGUCAAGUGCAUGAGGAACCUCCUCUGCCAGCGCUUCGGCUUCCCCAGCGAGUGCAUCAUCAUGCUCACCGAUGACCAGAAGGACCCGUUCAGGCUGCCGACCAAGGACAACAUCCGCAUGGCGAUGCAAUGGCUGGUGCAGGGGUGCAGCAACGGCGACUCCCUGGUGUUCCAUUUCUCCGGGCUGGGCGCGCAGGUCGCCGACGAGGACUGCGACGAGCUGGACGCGUACGACGAGGCCAUCUGCCCGCUGGACUUGUUCCAGAAGGGCCCCAUCCUGGACGACGAGAUCAACGAGACCAUCGUCCGCCCGCUGGUGCACGGCGCCAAGCUGCACGCCGUCGUUGACGCCUGCCACAGCGCCACCGUCCUCGACCUCCCCUUCCUCUCGCAACAUGUCUCAGGACCGGAACUGCUGGCGGCGAUGGGAGGAUCACCGUCCCCCACGCCGGAGGCCUGCGCGAUGGUGGGGGCCAUGACGCACAGCUUCAUCAAGGCGGUGGAAUGCGAGCCGCAGGGGGUCACCUACGGCCGCCUGCUCACCUCCAUGAAAGCCAUCAUGACCAACGCCGGCGGCUGCAACCAGCUGCAGGGUCCUAUCGGCGCCGGCGCGCCCGCACGCAAGGUCGCAAACUUCAGCGGCGUGCAGGAACCUAACCUGUCCUGCUCGGAGAUGUUCGACGUCUACCGCAAGCCCUUUGCGCUGUAA
This is a messenger RNA of Miscanthus lutarioriparius, 978 nucleotides long. NCBI's taxonomy places the organism in Eukaryota, Viridiplantae, Streptophyta, Magnoliopsida, Poales, Poaceae. The record is from the annotation of a GenBank genome assembly.